AUGUCAACCACUAUUGAUGUCCCAGAAUCCAGCAAUGUUGCUAAAAGCAAAGCUGUAUUAGUUGCACCACCAAGGCCAGGAGGGUGGAAGAAAGGGGUAGCUAUAAUGGACUUCAUUCUAAGGUUAGGUGCCAUAGCAGCUUCUCUUGGUGCUGCAGCCACUAUGGGAACAAGUGAUCAAACACUCCCUUUCUUCACUCAGUUCUUUCAGUUUGAAGCUAGUUAUGAUAGUUUCACUACUUUUCAGUUUUUUGUUAUUAUAAUGGCACUCGUGGCUGGCUAUCUGGUCCUGUCACUACCUUUCUCCGUAGUAGCCAUCAUACGCCCUCAUGCAGUUGGACCAAGGCUUUUCCUCAUCAUCCUAGACACAGUGUUUCUGACUUUGGCCACAGCUAGUGGUGCUUCAGCUGCUGCCAUCGUUUACUUGGCACACAACGGGAAUCAAGACUCGAACUGGCUUGCCAUCUGCAACCAGUUUGGAGAUUUUUGUGCGCAAACCAGUGGAGCUGUGGUUUCAUCUUUCGUUGCUGUGGUUAUCCUUGUGUUGCUCGUUGUUAUGUCUGCUUUGGCCCUUAGAAGACAUUAA
This is a messenger RNA of Sphenostylis stenocarpa, 585 nucleotides long. The record is from the annotation of a GenBank genome assembly. Lineage: Eukaryota; Viridiplantae; Streptophyta; Magnoliopsida; Fabales; Fabaceae.